AUGACUUCUACCUUGCCUGACACUCUCUCACAGACCUAUCAAAGAUACAAGGAAGACACCAAGACAAUUGUUACUUGGCUAUCAAACGAAGCCAACACGAGCGGUUACAAGCUACCAAUUCAUAUUGCUACACCACCUGCCAUAUCAACUGGACGUGCGAAAGGGAAAGAUCGCAAAUUAGUCCGGACCCAAGAUGCUUCUGCUUCUCCGGCUAUCAAGCUACCUACCUUUAUCUUGGUUGAGCAGGCUAAAUGGCUAGCUAAUGGCAAGCCUAAAGUUAAGGUGCCUGUUUAUAUACACAGCAGCCUGGAGCGGGCUAUUCGUGCCCGACAGCGCUGCUCGAAUUGGUUCAUGAGCAACUCACCUACCGACGAUGAAGGUGCAGAGAAUACGAAGGCCCACAUACACUUCAUCAAUUGUCUCAUACAGAUUCGAGAUGUCUUGCGCCCGUUCUUCGAAAUACCUGAUCUUAAACCUCGCAGUUUGAGAAGCUCAACGACAUCAAGCCCUCUCACUAGCUUGAAUAACUCCUUCCAAGCACUUAAAGUGAGCGAUAUAAACGAUGAGACCUUGGAUAGUCUUGCCAUCGAGCCUGCCGCCACAGUUAAGACCGGACAACAACCGAAGAAAGCCAACGCGCGUGAAUAUGAGCUGGAACGAGGUGAAGAUGAAGAUCUUACAUUCCGUAUCUUCUGCUUCUUCGAGGACCUUCAUCGAAUUCAAGACGUCCUCAAAGAGGCAUGGCAACGAUGCCACCAGAAAACACUCGACUCCUCCGUUGCUGCUCUCAUGACCGAUGUAGCUAUAAAUAUGGUGGAAAAGUGGGAAGCAGACCUGGUCACACUCGCUCAUGGCCGUCUUGACCGAUGCGACCACACUCAAUACUUCCGAUUCUUUACUCAACUAUUUCCAACUGGGGAUUCUGUGGCCCAUCCUGAGAACCUUGGCCAUGGCACCGAUUGGGCAUACAUCUGGGAGUUCCUCAUGCUACAAAAAGAAGUGGCAUUCACGCCUCAACGGAAUCCAGCGUUUACGAGAUCCAUCUUCCCCGAACCUCUCACAAGCAUGCCUCAAUACGCCAGCAAGAAAGAUGAAGACUUAUUUAUGAAUCGGAUGAAUUUGGAUAUUUCUAGUUUCAAAGUCAAUAAGGGUGUCCAGUUUCUUGAACUCGAGAUUCUGGACAAUCGAAGUGCUGGAAACAAACCUGGGUUCCCGAGACGCUAUUAUGGUUACCUAGACGGCAUCACUAAGACUAUGUGUAAGACGGAGAACGACGUCAUUACUGUCUUUGCUUCAAGGCUCCUUCUUGAUGCCAAUCAUAUCUUGGGAGCCUCUGUCAAGGGUUUCUACGAAGAUCUCAGACGUGACGGAGCGUCUGCGCUUCAAAUUUUGGAUUUUGAUCACUACCAUCAAGGAUUGUUGAAGCAUCGUGCUGGAUAUGAUCAAAGCAUUCGUGACGGGCUUGAAUUAGCUUGGGGAUCAGAUGAAGCGGUUCGACAAGCGACUGGUGCGUUUUCGAUGAUUCGAUGUGGUAUCAAGACCAAUCUUGUUGCAACUAGGAAGAAGGCUUGUAUGAAGAAUUGGGCCAUUCCUAGCGGAUCCUCUUCGCCGUCAGAAGUUGACCAGAUAUUGAUACAGACAUGGCCAUCAAAGGACCCAAUAUUCUUCUAUAACCACAAUCCUAUAUACUGUGGCAUGGAGAGCCUUCGACUUGCUGUCACCAUGCACAAAACCGGUAUUCUCUUGUCAAACGGGAUAUAUGCUUUUGUGGCUAUGGCCCAUGUGUAUAACCUGGUAAAUCAGAAUGAACUGCUUGCAGCCCCGUGGACCGACAUGGAACAGGCUAUGGAGCGAUUCAAGAGUGAACUCUUUCACGGCAGUUAUCCCAUGAAACUUGACGAGAUUGUUCGGCGUUAUGGAUUGUGUUUCGGGAUCAAGGCUUCCAAUUUUGCUCGCAAUGCUAGAAAGAAGGUUCUUGCUCGCACCAUAAAGCGCGUGGAGCCUUUGAAAGAAAGUCCGAUAUCAGCAUGCUUGGAAGCCUACUUAGCAGGCAAUGAAUCUGCAGAGAGAUUUCUGCACAGCAUCAACAAGUUUAAGAAUCUCGAGCCUUCACCAACCAAGAGUUCAAAUUUAAUAGACAUGUUUGAUGGACUUCGAGAUGUUGUGCAAGAAGCUCUACCGCAAAUACGCGAAGAUCUCAUCUGUCUCAAUCGUCAGUGCGACAUACUCCUAAGGCGAAUUUGGGACAAGCUUCAGGCAGAGCUUGAUGUAGAUUUUGGGGGCGGUAGUAAUGUUACUUGUUUCUACAUUGGUUCGGCCGUGUUGAGCAAUGUUUGUGGGCACAUUACUGACAGAUCUCCAAAUUUUGAACGAUCUGGAGCGCCAUUCCAGAGGAAGACCGUGGAGAUCACAGCUAUUGUCGUGCAGGAAUUCAUCAAGGAGCUCGCGGUGGCAGACAAGAAGGCAGUGGAGCCUUUCAGUAUAGAUGAAGUUACCCGCGAUUCGGAUGACUAA
Mollisia scopiformis is the source of this 2514-nucleotide messenger RNA. RefSeq lists its product as uncharacterized. NCBI's taxonomy places the organism in Eukaryota, Fungi, Ascomycota, Leotiomycetes, Helotiales, Mollisiaceae. Bases 1 to 2514 code for a protein of 837 amino acids. The transcript has a single exon. The record is from RefSeq and is a predicted model, not a curated record.